CAUGAGAAACAAAAAAUAUUAUCAGUCCUUACUCAGACUCAGAUACUUUAAUCUCAGUCUUUUAGCAAUCGUAUAACAAGUGAGAUGUUUUCCAUCAGAAUAAUAUUGUUGAUCAUAGUCAGUGUGGCAGCAGAAAAUGCCUACGAGGACUGUAUCUACUUCGAUAAAGGUAGUGGAUUUGUUAAGUUGUCUCCAUUGGUUUCCAAUGAAUUGCCCGUGAAACUUCGUAUGCAAGUUAAGGCGUACAAUUGUGACGAUAUUUCAAUGACGGUGUACAUUGGAAACAAAUACAAAUUUAACACACCAACUCAAGGCUCGUUUAUGACAAUUGGCUACAGCAUUAGCGAUUAUGGAAUUAAUGAUCCUUGUAACGGCCUAUGGCACAAUGCUAUGCUGGAUUUAAAUGAGAAAGAACCACUGUUUCACUGGAACGACCAAACGUUUUAUCGCGCCGAUUAUGAACAAUAUGAUUUUGAGAGGCUACGCGGCGAAACUGUUUAUGUCGGAUUUCAAUACCACAAUCAGACUGAUGACAAAUACAUUAAGUUCAAAAGUUACGAUAAACCGUUUGAGGGUUACAUCCGAAAUAUUACUAUUGAUGGUGUGGCACAGUCGAUGCUUCAAGGUCAACUAAAUGGAACGCUGGUAUCUAAGGCUUGUCCGACAGAAGCGAUUUUUACGAGUACUGAGGGAGCAGCGAAAUUGAAUGAUAAUGUGUCAAUCGAUUCGGAUAAUUUUCGUAUUUCGUUUGAAUUGAAAAUUACCAACUGUUCGGAAUGUUGUUCUAGUUCUGCAAUUCUACUAUCAGCAAUAGGAGAAGAUUCGUACUUCGUUUUGGAAAUUGUUCAGAACAUUUUGUACUGGAAAACUAAGGCGCCCAGCUAUUCCACUUAUGAUUACCUGACUACAUUAGGCGAAUAUCAAUUGUGUGACGGAAAUUGGCAUAAAAUUGCUGUGCUUCAACAGGGUCGAGAUUAUAGAAUUAUUGCAGAUAAUCACUCAACCAGCAAUAACUUUGGACAGACUUUGAAAUUUACAGCUCCCUUGUACGUUGGUCAGCAUCCAUUUUUCAAAAUGCUGUCGUCCAUUGAAAUUCGUAAUGGAUUUAAAGGUUGCUUUCGAUCGCUUCAAGUCAAUGGAGCUGGAGCGGAGAUAAGUGAAAAUAAUUUUAAUGACUUCGCCAAGUUAGGAAGUUGCAAUAAGGUGAACGUAUUGUGAUGAAGUAGUGUAACGUUAAACUACGCAUUCCAAGAACAGGCACAAGAACAGAUUUUUUAAUGGUCAAAAAGCUUCUUAUUUUGGUCCCCGGAGUG
This is a messenger RNA of Bradysia coprophila, 1313 nucleotides long. RefSeq lists its product as uncharacterized. The record is from RefSeq and is a predicted model, not a curated record. NCBI's taxonomy places the organism in Eukaryota, Metazoa, Arthropoda, Insecta, Diptera, Sciaridae.